AUGAACAAAAUCAUUGAUAUAGUGUUAAAGAACUUUUGUAAUGAUCAUAGAAGAAAUCUUAUGGAGCAAGAAAUUUACAAGUUAUUUAUUAGUCAAUGUAAAAAUAUUGAAUAUUUAUGUUGGACAACUCAUCAGCCUUUAACUUUAUUUCCAAGAGCAUCAAUUUUCUUCUCUCAACUCUAUGAGUUAUAUAUUGAUAUUGAUUCUGUGAAUUCUGAUGCUCUUUAUGAGUUAGCACAAAUUUGUAAAGAUUUAAAUACUUUAUCUAUCAAUAGUUUUUGUAGUAUUCCUGAUAUAUUUUACUUGAUUGAUGCCCAGAGGAAUUUAAAAAAACUAAAUAUUUAUACAGAGAUUGAUGAAAAGACUGGCAAAGAACUAAGCAAAGCAUUAGCAAGAAAUAGAACUAUUAUAAAUGAUCUUCAUCUAAACUCAAUUUAUAAUAUUGUACUUUCAUCUUUAACAACACUUGUAAAUCUAAAAAAGUUAACAAUUUUUCAUUGGGAAAAUUAUGAAAAAAUUCAACAAUACCUUGCAAUUUAUGAAUUUCCAAACCUUCAAGAACUAACAUUAAUAGAUGGUCAUUUACUUAGCUUUAAAGAGAUAUCUUUAUUAAUUGAAAAAACUAUAGGAAAUAUUACAAGAAUCAUUAUAACUACCAAUAAAACUGCUAAAGAAGCAGGAAUUUUAAUUAAAGCAAUUUCUGAUAAUUGCCCAAAGAUUAAUGAUUUACGUACAUAUAUUGAACCUAAAGAUUUUAUUCAUAUAAAAUCAUUAUUAUUAAAUUGUAGGUCUUUAAAUGCAAUAAGUUUAAAUAGUUUAGAAUUUUUUAUAAAUGAAAAUGAUAAUAAUAUAGGAGAUGAAUUAUUAUUUCAUUUUCUCCAAAAUCUUUAA
Messenger RNA from Rhizophagus irregularis DAOM 181602=DAOM 197198, 891 nucleotides. RefSeq lists its product as uncharacterized. NCBI's taxonomy places the organism in Eukaryota, Fungi, Glomeromycota, Glomeromycetes, Glomerales, Glomeraceae. The record is from RefSeq and is a predicted model, not a curated record.